Messenger RNA from Sinocyclocheilus rhinocerous, 1523 nucleotides. RefSeq names its product BTB/POZ domain-containing protein KCTD16-like. Gene Ontology annotation, biological process: protein homooligomerization; regulation of G protein-coupled receptor signaling pathway. Bases 169 to 1446 code for a protein of 425 amino acids. Lineage: Eukaryota; Metazoa; Chordata; Actinopteri; Cypriniformes; Cyprinidae. The transcript has 2 exons. Gene Ontology annotation, cellular component: signaling receptor complex; presynaptic membrane; postsynaptic membrane. Gene Ontology annotation, molecular function: protein binding. The record is from RefSeq and is a predicted model, not a curated record.
AGAAGAGGGUGGUUUUUGUAACUGUAAGGUAUACCUGCUUCAAUUAGUUUGGUUGAAAUGCUAUUUUUAUUGCCAUUUAAUGUGCAUGGUCCAUCGUCUGUAUUUUCUAAACCCUUUCCGAAGCUGUAGAGAGCGAACUUACAAAAAUACGGAUAUUUUUUGGCACCCAUGACCGAAACAAUGGCGUUAAGUGGAAACUCUAGAGCCAAAGACAGCAGCUUUCCAGACGUUAUUGAACUAAACGUCGGGGGCCAAGUGUAUUAUACCCGUCACGCCACGUUAAUCAGCAACCCCGGCUCCCUUUUGGGGAAAAUAUUCUCUCCUAAAAAUAACGCAUCGAACGAUCUUGCCAGGGACCCCAAAGGUCGUUACUUCAUCGACCGGGAUGGGUUUUUGUUCAGAUAUGUGUUAGACUACCUCAGAGACAGGCAAGUUGUCCUCCCUGACCACUUCCCUGAGAAGGGAAGGCUGAGGAAAGAAGCGGAGUACUUUCAAUUGCCAGACUUGGUGAAACUCUUAACCCCGGACGACUUGAAGCCCAGUCCCGACGAAUACAUCCACAGCGAUUACGAGGACGGCUCUCAAGGAAGCGACCAGCGGAUGUGCCCUCCACCGUCGCUGGUUCCCGCCGACAGAAAAAGCGGGUUCAUCACAGUCGGAUAUCGCGGGUCUUGUACGAUGGGCAGGGAGAGUCAAACCGAUGCCAAAUUCCGGAGGGUGCCGCGGAUUAUGAUUUGUGGGAGGAUCGCGCUGGCCAAAGAAGUUUUUGGCGAGACCCUGAACGAGAGCAGGGACCCAGACAGGACCCCUGACAGAUACACGUCCCGCUUUUACCUCAAGUUCAAGCACCUGGAGCGCUCUUUCGACAUGCUCUCGGAGUGCGGCUUCCAGAUGGUCGCCUGUAACUCCUCAGUGACGGCCUCGUUCGUCAACCAGCACACUGACGACAAGAUAUGGUCAAGUUACACUGAGUACGUCUUUUACCGUGGCCCGUCUCGUUGGUCAUCUCCACCUUGCGACUGCUGCUGCAAGGGUCACAAAGGUGAAGGCGAAGGUGAGAGUGGAACCUCCUUCAACGAACUCUCCACCUCCAGCUCAGAGAGCCACUCCGAGGCCAGCUCCCCGCAAGGUACCGUCAUCCGCGGCCCGGUCAGCCGACAGACGCAUGUGCAAACGUUGGACAGGCCUCCCAAGAAAGGCCCCGUUCAGCAUCUCCUGCAGCAGCAGCAGUCCGAGCACCGUCGCAAGAGCGACCUUCUCCGGACGCUCACCGCAAGUUCCCGGGAUACCAGCACCUGCAAGAAGCGGCCAGCGAAAGAAAAGUUGACUGUGGAAGAGGAGCUGGAGAAGUGCAUCCAGGACUUCCGCAAGAUCAAGAUUCCCGAGCACUUUCCCGAGCGCAAGUACAUGUGGCAAGCCGACCUCCUGCGCAAAUACCGUCUUUGAGGGACGGCGGUAACCUAAAAGCGCAAGCUACAAUAGCGUACGUGUUCACUACUAAUACUACAACUACUAUCGCUAGU